AUGGACAAAGCCAGCUUGGAAAGCCUGGAGGCCGAGUUUCGCUCACUCCUGUCCAACGAGGUGGCACGAAUGAAGUCAAUGGGCCUGCAAAGCCGGCCAGAAAAUGAAACUGACAAAACACGCCUGAGACUUCACAACACCUAUCGACACGCGCAGCGACUUCUCAUUGGGCUUGAUUCGAAUCAACCCCCCCAGGGCGCCGACAACCCCGCAGUUGCCAAUGGUCUUGCAAAGGAGCCCUAUUGCCCUGAAAGUUCACGAGCCAUUCGAGCCUUGCGACGAAGCGCAGCAGCAGAGCACCGAGAGAACCUUCAAAAUAAUACGUCUACCACCAAAAAGUCUAAAAAAAGAAAGAGGACCAAAGAUCAUGACGACCCCGAGGCCUCUAGCAAGGGCAGCCGCAAAAAGCAGAAGAAAGAGGUGGCUAAACAGCCUAGCAGUGGCGUGGUUGUCCGGCCUUUCCCAAUCAAAAAGAAAGAUAGCGGAAUUUCUGUCUUAGAGCAAUGUAUUUGCACACUUUGGGGCAUCAAGUUCAGCGAUAUCAGCUCAGAAAGACGAUCCGUUGCGCAAAGAGUGCUCAGUCCCCAGCACAUCUUCAACCUCCCCCUUGUCCUCCACGACAUUCAAAGCGAGAUACCAGAUGAUCUCGACAAAACCUUUCAGCCAGGCCAAGACCGACGCUCCCAGGCAGCACUGUUUUGCCAUGUGAUUAAGUCAUACGGGACUCUCCGUAAAGCAGACUUCAACGUAUUUUAUGCUCGGAUGGGCAAGCUCUACCUCUACCGUCUCCUAACUGUGGAGGGUCACAUUACUUCGGUCCUUGCUCCCGAUGUCGCCUCCAUGUCUCCCUUUCCCUCGAAUACCAUCAUGAACUUCCUGAAGCAGGGAAGGAGGCUGAACAUGAUGUGUGGCGGCCACGUCGGCCUCAUCUUUCUGCUUCCUCUACUCCGAGAUGACGGAUGCGGUGAGGUACCACACAUCCCAACUUUUACGGAGCGCGAAUUGAAAUUUCUUAAUGAUCUGGUUCGAAAGGCUCGUACCGUCCGCACCCUGUGUUCUUUGGGUCUUAAUUUGAUCAAGGCUGCCAGUAGCGGAGAACAGCCCCCGCCGCAGGAACUGGCCGACCUUUCGCUUCAGCUCAUGGAUACUGAUUGCCUGGACGUGGAGAAGAUCCUGAAUCUUCUCGAUCCAUGGGCUGCGAGGCCAUGCAAGUGUGCCUGA
Messenger RNA from Clonostachys rhizophaga, 1221 nucleotides. NCBI's taxonomy places the organism in Eukaryota, Fungi, Ascomycota, Sordariomycetes, Hypocreales, Bionectriaceae. The record is from the annotation of a GenBank genome assembly.